Messenger RNA from Salvelinus sp. IW2-2015, 2512 nucleotides. RefSeq names its product E3 ubiquitin-protein ligase SH3RF3. Gene Ontology annotation, molecular function: protein binding; ubiquitin protein ligase activity; metal ion binding. NCBI's taxonomy places the organism in Eukaryota, Metazoa, Chordata, Actinopteri, Salmoniformes, Salmonidae. The record is from RefSeq and is a predicted model, not a curated record. Gene Ontology annotation, biological process: protein ubiquitination; positive regulation of proteasomal ubiquitin-dependent protein catabolic process; positive regulation of JNK cascade.
AAUUGCACAGCAGAGCGUGACCUCACUGCAUUCUGCACAGCUGUGCGAGCGAGCAAAUAGAGAGAGAGCGAGGAGAAAUAGAAGAGAGAGCGAGAGGGGCUGCCUGGUUCCCUGCACGGGCUCUGUUGUGGGAAAUUGUGCAUUUAAACAGCCUUACGCCGAUAUGCAUUCUUCAGUUUCUGGUGCAUUACACGCGCAACAAGAAACCAACACCCACUCGGUUAACGUCAUUAAUAACGCAGUGUGAGAUGGACGAGUCGUCACUGUUGGAUCUAUUGGAGUGUUCAGUGUGUUUGGAGCGGCUGGACACUACAGCUAAAGUCCUGCCUUGCCAACACACCUUCUGUCGCCGCUGCUUGGAGAACAUAGUCAGCUCCAGGAACGAACUGAGAUGCCCAGAAUGUCGUAUCCUAGUCGGCUGUGAGGUGGAUGAUCUUCCCGCGAAUAUCUUGCUGGUCCGCCUGCUGGACGGGAUCAAACAGCGGCCACGGACUGGAGGUAGUACCAGGCAGUCCCUGGUGGGAGGCGGGCGGUCGCUGGGCUGUGCAGCCGGGAUCAGUGCCUCUCCCCCGGGCAGUGGGAUCAGGGACCUGCCGGUGGCCACACGAAGCCCCCCGGUCAAGAGUUUACCUAAUCUAACCCUAACCCUGCCCUGUGGGAAGGCUCUCUAUUCCUACGAGGGGAAGGAACCUGGAGACCUGCAGUUUGCAAAAGGGGACAUAAUCAUCCUGCGACGUAAAGUUGACGACAACUGGUACCAUGGGGAGCUGAACAGUUGUCAUGGUUUCCUGCCAGCUAGUUACAUCGCGUUGUUACGGCCGCUGAGCCAAACUCCGCCCACAGGAAAGGCAUUGUACGACUUUGAGGUCAAAGACAAAGAUCAGGACAAAGACUGUCUGGCCUUCUUGAAGGAUGAGGUUCUGACGGUGAUCAGACGAGUGGAUGACAACUGGGCAGAGGGCAUGCUGGGAGAUAAGAUCGGGAUCUUCCCCAUCCUCUAUGUAGAGCUAAAUGAAACAGCCAAACAGUUGAUGGAGAUUGACAAGCCGACACCCAAUCCCGUCCCUGGCCCCAGCUCUGACCCACCCCCCGGCCUCCCAUUGGGUCCCUGCUCCCCUGGCCCCUCCCCUGACCCAUCCUCUGCAGGAAGUGGCAAUGGUGCCCUCCAGAGGCAAGAGGAGGAGAGAAGAGGAGGAGAGGGGAAGAAAAACGCUAAGAAGCGCCACUCGUUCACAGCUAUGAGUGUGACGCAGCGGACAGCCCAGCUCAACAACAGACACAGCAUGGAGAUCUCCCACCCUGUCCUCAUCAGCUCCUCUGACCCCAGGGCUGCUGCACGAAUACAGGACUCUCCCCCUGGUCCCGCUCCCUCCUCAGUAGGAGUUCUGGUUCCUCCCAGAAUGGCUUCAGUCACCUCAGAACUGCUGGCUCAAACCAAGGUCCAACUACCACUCAACAUCUACCUGGCCCUGUAUGCGUAUAAGUCCCAGAAGGCAGAUGAGUUGGAGCUGAGGAAAGGAGAGAUGUACCGCGUCACAGAGAAGUGUCAGGACGGGUGGUUUAAAGGAACCUCUCUACGCACUGCUGCUUCAGGUGUCUUCCCUGGAAACUACGUCACACCCGUAUCCAGAGCUCCGUUUGCGGUGGGUGGUUCCCAGAGCUCCUGUCUCUCGGGGCAGGAGGUGGGAGGGGUGGGACAGGGGAGUAAGGCAGCCUCCCCCUCCUCCGCCGGCCCCUCCUCCUCUCGUCCCUCCCCUCCUCCCUCUUCCCCCCAGUCUGCCGCUGCUCAGCUGAAGAACUGCCUUCGCUUUGGACAACAAACAGUUAACCAGACCCGCUCUGCCAUGCAACUGGUCCACAGCCCGCCCUCCAGCAGCCCAGAGCGUCCCACACCCACCGUCUCUCCUCUCCGACCUCAGAGAUCCUCCCCGUCGCGCUCCGCUGGCCAAUCUGCUCGCCCAAUGUCCAUGGUGUCCCCUGGCCCUUCCCCCCUCUCCUCCCCUGCUUCGCGCCCUCUCUCCUGCCUCUCUUCGCCCCUCAUCCCACUUUCCUCCCCUCUCUCCUGCCUCACCCCUCCCAACGCCAGUGCCGCCGUGCUCAACGGAGAAUCAACCAAUCCCUUCCAACCGUCCUCGCCUGGCCCCUCCCACAGCAACGCCCCAAAACCAGAGAAGAAGGAGAAGAAAGGAGGUCUGCUAAAGCUUCUCUCUGGAGCCGCGGCCAAGAAAAAGGCAUCUCAUUCUCCCCCGUCCUCCCCACCAACCCUCCCCCUGUCGGGUGCCGUCCUCCCACAUCACACCCGCUCUGGCUCCUGUCCAAUGGAUGCCCAGGGGCGUGCCGGGUCUUGUCCAAUCGAGAGUGAGAUGGCGGGGGCAAUGGGGUUAGAGCUGCUGAACAGGAAGUCAGGAUCCCUCGAUCUCAACUUCCCCCGGUCGCCCCCGAUGACCCGCCCCGGGAUCGCACUGCUAGCUCUCCGGCCUGAACCCAAACCACUGUCCAGAGAGAGGUAAAC